This is a messenger RNA of Pyrus x bretschneideri (Chinese white pear), 2231 nucleotides long. Its product is annotated as protein S-acyltransferase 8. Lineage: Eukaryota; Viridiplantae; Streptophyta; Magnoliopsida; Rosales; Rosaceae. Bases 600 to 1892 code for a protein of 430 amino acids. Gene Ontology annotation, molecular function: protein-cysteine S-palmitoyltransferase activity. The transcript has 6 exons. Gene Ontology annotation, biological process: protein targeting to membrane; peptidyl-L-cysteine S-palmitoylation. The record is from RefSeq and is a predicted model, not a curated record. Gene Ontology annotation, cellular component: endoplasmic reticulum; Golgi apparatus.
GAUUCUUCGACACCGUUUCAUUACGCAUCUUUUCGCAGCCUCAUUCGUUCCUCCUCUCGGCCGCUUCCUUCUUCCUCCGCUGCGAAUCGAAACCAAAAACCGCGAAUCGAAACCAAAUUUUCUCACAGCUUCGUUCGUACCUUCUCCACCGCUUCAUUGUUGCUCCACUGCGAAUCGAAACAAAAAAUUGCUUAUCCAAAUCAAUUUCAGUUCACUCAAAUCCCUAGAACCCUAAAACCCAAAUUUCUCCAGAUCGUUCCCGAGUUGGACGGCAAACCCAAAAAUCCAGAUCCAUAACUCAAUCGCUCUGUUUGUAGCCCCUUCAACUCGCCUUCGCAGCCAUGUCUACUCCUACAUCAACAAAAGGCAGGCUGCCUUUUUCCUCUUUGUAAAAUCUGUUGGUCUCUGUGUCUGUCUGUGGUCUAUCUUUCUCCAGAUUGCGGACAUUAAAGCUUAAAGCUUCUUAAAGCUUCUUAAAGGCUAAGGGCGGUAAGUGAUCAAUUCCGAAUGCGAUUGAGAGAUGAAUGCCCACAAGUUCCAAAUCUUUGACUCUGUUCCUGCCUAGUGCGUGAAUAGAAGAAGCAAGGUCAGGGUUUCUCAUGGCAGCAAAGCGCGUGUACGAAGUCUGGAAAGGAAGUAAUAAGUUCAUCCUUGGUGGAAGGUUGAUAUUUGGGCCAGAUGCUAGGUCACUGCUUGUCACAUUACUAUUAAUCAUUGCUCCGGUUAUUAUCUUCUGUGUAUUUGUCGCAUGGCAUCUCCGGCAUGAAUUUCCUUCAUAUAAUGCUGGCUAUGCAAUUCUGGUUGUAGCAAUUGUAUUUACUAUCUAUGUGUUGGUGCUUCUUUUUCUUACUUCAGCCCGGGACCCAGGGAUUAUUCCAAGAAAUGCACAUCCACCAGAGGAAGAGUUCCGUUAUGACUCUUCAGUGUCCAUUGAUGUUGGUGGAAGACAAGUGGCAUCUAAUGCUGGUGGUAGACAAACUCCAAGCCUUCAAUUCCCCAGAACAAAAGAAGUGAUGGUCAAUGGCCUUUCUGUGAGAGUGAAAUAUUGUGAUACUUGUAUGCUAUAUCGUCCGCCUCGUUGCUCUCAUUGUUCUAUUUGCAACAAUUGUGUGGAGCGCUUUGAUCACCACUGCCCUUGGGUGGGCCAAUGCAUUGGACAGUGCAAUUAUCGUUACUUCUUUCUCUUCGUUUCUUCUGCAACUCUGCUCUGCAUCUAUGUAUUCGCUUUAUCGGCUGUGUACAUCAAGAUUCUGAUGGAUGAUCACAGGACAGUUUGGAAGGCAAUGCAAGAAUCGCCUGCCUCUGUGAUUCUAAUGGCCUACUGUUUCAUUUCUCUUUGGUUUGUUGGUGGACUAACCGGCUUCCAUUUGUACCUUAUUGGUACCAACCAGACUACGUAUGAAAACUUCCGGUACAGAGCUGACAAUAGGAUCAAUGUUUACAACCGGGGCUGUUUAAAUAACUUUCUCGAAGUGUUUUGCACACGAGUAAAACCCUCAAGAAAUAACUUUCGAGCUUUCGUUGAAGAGGAGGUACAAAGGCCUCCCCCUAUGCCCAUUGCUCGGGAAGCAGAGCCUGAUGAAUCUGGCGGGGAUCCACGUUCUAAGGUUGAGGAUGAUUUAGAUAUUGGUGAAGAUCUGUUGAAGAUCUCACAGCGUCGAAACAUUGAAGAAAUUGAUGAGGACAUACGCAGUAGAGGGAGCAACGGGCCUCAUAAUACCUCAGAGGUGCUCUCUGCUUUAGGUUCAGACCGGGCUCCCACCAUUCGAUCUGAUGCUCGGCACUCGAGUUGGGGAAGAAGUGGGAGUUGGGAAAUUGCGCCGGACGUCCUUGCUAAUGUCAAUGUCACUGAAAGUAGAGGUCAUGUGACGUCGAAGGAUGCAGUUCAAUGAUGGAGUUAGUUUGUAUUAUUGAUUUUGAGAUGGUGUGCAUUUGGAUGAUCAGUGAUUAUUGGAUAGUCGUUUCCAGGUAGGGAAGGGAAUGCCAUGAACCUGAAACUCGCAAUUAUGCAAGGGAGUUGAAUGUAUUCCCUUAAGGUGUAAAAACAUAUGUGACCUUUUUGUGCGAAUGCGUGUUUGUAAUUGUUUGGGAAUGAAGGAAUAGCGUUGUCGUUGCCAAUUUUUCGUGUAUUACGUUUUUGUAUUUUUCCAUUUUUACUCGGUAGUAUUAUGUAACUAUUGCGACUGAAAUUGUGAAUCCACUUUGCUAUAAUGGCUUUAUUCUUUUGUGUA